This is a messenger RNA of Electrophorus electricus (electric eel), 4315 nucleotides long. RefSeq names its product ER degradation enhancer, mannosidase alpha-like 1 (gene edem1). Gene Ontology annotation, biological process: endoplasmic reticulum mannose trimming; carbohydrate metabolic process; mannose trimming involved in glycoprotein ERAD pathway. Gene Ontology annotation, cellular component: membrane. The record is from RefSeq and is a predicted model, not a curated record. Gene Ontology annotation, molecular function: calcium ion binding; mannosyl-oligosaccharide 1,2-alpha-mannosidase activity. Lineage: Eukaryota; Metazoa; Chordata; Actinopteri; Gymnotiformes; Gymnotidae.
CUUGGUUUGUUGACAGGAACUGUAGUUAGCUAUGUGAAACAGAAAUAAUUAAAGAAAAGUAGGCUAGCUAGCUAGAUAACAAUUUGAGGGUCGAUAAAUCGAAAAACUGCGUCCACUUGAAUUAUGACUUUUAAGGCCGUUAGCAAGCAAAGAUGCAAUGGAGGUCAAUAGUAGUGGGUCUUCUUGUGUUAAGGGUGGCCCUGAGUUGUGUUCUCUGGCUCGCGUUUGGACUGGGACCUAGCUGGGGAUUUAACUUCCCAAUUAAAUUCAGUUUUAACUUGCACAAAAUCGAACUUCUCAAGAAUGGAGACAUGGCAACGUCUCGAACUAACGCCUGGUCCCAGAAUGUGUACGAUAAUCGAGACCACCAAGAAAAGACUUGCUCAAAAAUCAGUGAAAAUAUACCAAAGAAGUCAUACCUCAGCUUCUUUAAGACUAGCAGAGACGAAUACGAUAGGAAAUAUAGUUCCUUUUCCGAUGCUCUUAAAAUUAAGAUGAGGGGAAUGGCGAAAGACAUGUUCUAUUUUGGAUAUGACAACUACAUGAAAUACGCAUUUCCCGAGGACGAACUUAACCCUAUUGAUUGUGAAGGUAGAGGACCAGACGUUCUGAACCCAUCAAACAUCAACAUCAACGAUGUCCUUGGCAACUAUUCCUUGACGCUUAUUGACACUCUUGAUACUUUGUUGGUGCUUGGCAAUGUGUCUGAAUUCCAUCGGGCUGUCAGGCUGGUGAUUGACACUGUCUCCUUUGACAAGGAUUCUACCGUGCAAGUGUUUGAGGCCAACAUCAGAAUCCUAGGCAGCCUCAUCUCGGCCCACAUUCUCCUGACUGACCCUCGGCACCCCUUUGGAGACGUGGGCUUGGAAGGUUAUGAUGAUGAACUGCUGCGACUGGCCCACGACCUGGCCGUGCGACUACUGCCUGCCUUUGAGAACACAAGCACUGGCAUCCCCUACCCUAGGGUCAACCUAAAGAGUGGAGUGCCUCCUGACAGCAUCAACGAGACCUGCACAGCGGGGGCGGGCUCUCUGCUUGUCGAAUUCGGCAUCUUGAGCCGCCUAAUCGGCGACUCCACCUUCGAGUGGGUGGCCCGGCGAGCUGUUCGGGCCCUGUGGAGCCUGAGGAGCAAUGAAACAGGGCUGCUGGGGAACGUGGUGAACAUCCAGACGGGCCAGUGGGUGGGCAAACAGAGCGGACUGGGUGCAGGGAUGGACUCUUUCUAUGAGUACCUGCUCAAGUCUUACAUCCUGUUCGGGGAGAAGGAGGACUACCGGAUGUUCAUAGCAGCUUACAAGAGCAUUCAGAGCCACCUGAGGAGAGGGAGAGAGGCUUGUAAUGAAGGAGAAGGGGAUCCUCCCCUCUAUGUAAAUGUGAACAUGUUUAAUGGACAGAUCAUGAACACCUGGAUUGACUCUCUUCAGGCAUUCUUUCCUGGCCUACAGGUUUUGAUUGGAGAUGUGGAGAAUGCCAUUUGUCUGCAUGCCUUCUACUAUGCAAUCUGGAGGCGCUUUGGGGCACUUCCAGAAAGGUACAACUGGCAACUACAGGCCCCAGAUGUGCACUUCUACCCUUUAAGACCCGAGCUAGUGGAGUCCACAUACCUGCUCUAUCAGGCCACCAAGAAUCCCUUCUAUCUUCAUGUUGGCAUGCACAUCCUUCAGAGCAUUGAAAAGGAUACCAAAGUCAAGUGUGGCUAUGCCACACUCCAUCACGUGGUGGAUAAGUCCAAGGAGGACCGCAUGGAGAGUUUCUUCCUCAGUGAGACCUGCAAAUACCUUUACCUGCUCUUUGAUGAGGACAACCCCCUGCACAAGUCCGGGAGCAGGUACAUUUUCACCACUGAGGGCCACAUAGUGCCCAUAGACCUGCGCUUCAGGGAGAAAACCUGGGAGGAGCAGGCACCUUGGAAGGAGGCCAGCAAGGACCCUCCAGCCAACAUCAGCAAUUGUGAACGGAUCCCUGAGGAGCGACGCUUCGCGCUUCCUUUGAAGAGUGCAUAUAUGAGACAAAUUGACCACAUGGUGGGCCUUUCCUGAGCUCAGCACUGCCCCCAAAGGCCAAGAGGCUUCAACGCUAAACCCCCUGGAAGGGGUUCAGCAGUGUGGCUCUCCUAACUGAGAACAUUUUUAGACUUAUUUUUUGUUAUUGUUUGUACAAUAAGGUUUUUUUGGCCAUUGAACCUCAUAAGAAUUGUUUAACAAAGCAUGCUUUGUUGUGUUGUUUUGUUUUGUUUUGUUUUUUGUUUUGUUUUGUUUUAUUCUAUGGUUAUUCCAGUCAUCUCGUGUUGCUGCUGCAUUCAGGACAGGUUUGUAUUACAAGCCAAAAGUUCAGGGGAGGUGACGUGAGUCCUAAAGAAAUUUUUAUCACCAAAAUAACACAGCUAGUAUGUUUAGUAGUAAAUAAAUGCUUGUAAAGGUCUGAGUCUCUGGGUUUAAUCUACUGUUAAUCACUUUAGCAUUUUUGUAGAUUAUUCCUAUAAGUAACACUUCUCUGAGUGUAAUCCAGUGUUAUCAGGUGUGGAUGUGUUUUCAGCAAAAAGUUCUCUACUGUCCAACUCCCAUUCAGGGCUGACUGGCUGGUGCUUUAGGGUCAUGUUUCCAGUCCAGUCUUUUGUGAUCCCCAGGCAGUACACUUUUGCCAGGCAAUCAAAAACACUGAAGACUUGGUGUAGCUAUUGCAGGAGCUGCGAUGAAGCAAGAAUGUGCUUCUGGGUAUCCAAGGAUUUGGUUGGGUUGGGUUUUUCCCUUCUUUUUAAUUAAAGAGGGCAUCAUUCACACUAUGUAGUUCUAUGUUUUACACAUUUUUUUGUUUCAGUGCCAUUUUUUAUAGUUACAAAGGGCUCUGCAUAAUUGUUGAGUAGGCCUAUCUUCUGCUUCCAUGUAAGGAUCUAGAUUAACCCGAGCUUCCUGUUAAACUCUUCCUACUCUUUUGUACCAUAUGCCUUCCAGGAACACAGACUUCACAAAUUGUUUACAAAAUGUUCAUUCUCUUGGCAAUACUUGGUAAUUCUGUGUUUGCUCUGGUACUUUGCAGCUUGGUUUGAGCUACACAGCCACAGGCCAAACAAGCUUCUCAAAUGUUCCCUCGUCUAUGCAGGUGCCUGAGUGUAAUUAUGGUGGCAACUUUUUUAAUUAUCGAUUUUUAAUUUUUUAAUUUUUAUUUUUUGCUUAUCUUACUACUAUCUAGUAUAUGUUUUAUAUUGAAAUCAGGCAGAUUCUAAAAUUAAACAAGCUUCAAACGUUGCAGACAGAUCACUUUGCAUUAUUAUUAUUUUCUCCUUAAAUCCCAUAAAGCACUCGUUAAUGGUUGUGCAGUAGAUGCAUUCCUGGGGCCAGUCUGUGCCUUAUAUAACUAGGAAUCUGUAGAUAGACCUCAGGAUCAACUUGAUUAUUUUUUUUCUCAUGUCAUAUUCAUACUGUUUGUCAAAACAAUAGCCAUAUGAUUAUAUUUCUUAAAUAUUGAAGUGAAGUCUGUGUUUGAGACACGAAACAUGGCAGUUGUGUGUGACAACUUCCAAGUUCUUGUUGACAUAAUUUUCAUACUGAUGUAUGAUUGAUUUUUUACACAAAGCCAUUAAAAGGGAUUGUGAAGGUGUUAAGGGACUAUCGAUCAACAUUUUUGCAGAGAAUUCAGAUUCUAUAAUAUUAAAGAUUGUUUUUUGGGCCUAAUAUUUAUCUUUGAUUUUUAUUUUGGUCUGAUUUGAGUGGUUGAUUAUCUUGUUGACUUAUUUAUAGUGAUUCCAGGGCCAUUCUAAAAGUGCUGAGGAUUACCUGUCAUGUUUUAAGUGAUUUAAAAAUAUAUAUAGUCUAGAUUGCAUGUGCGAUCUUGAAAUUGCCAUAUAACCUAGAGUUUUAUUAAUUACAUUAACAAAAUUCAAUUACUUCAGUGACUACUACCCUGAAGCUGCAACAUCAAAUAUGGAAAAUUCAGUGCUGCCUACUUUUAGAGUUAGAAUUGGAAUAGUGUAAUGUGAUCAAAUGAUUAAUUUCUCAACUUCAUUUUAAAUGACAUGCAUGGUUAAAAAAAAAACAAAAAAAACUUGUUUUAACAAUUCCUCUGAAUUCCUUUUGACAUUCUUUAUCUUUGACUUUAAAGAGGAGACUCAGGGAUGAUCAUAGAAAAUAUUUCUGAUGUAGGCCUAAUUCUAACAUGUGUCUGAAGUAAUAAGUGAGUAGUGCAAACCAACUGUCUGUGCAUUCUUAAGACCAACUCUGUUGAAGAGAGCUCUUGUUGCACAAAUAUUUGAAGAUCAAAAUAAUAUGUGACAUUAUGUAUAAAGAUGUUAUGAACAAUAAACUGUCAGUUUCUUCAA